AACAUACCUAACCUGAAAUAUAUUGACCAAAAUCAAAAUAAGAGAUUUAAUUAAUUAUUGUAGAUGGUAGCUGAAAAGUAGAGCUUUAUAAGUUCUUUUAUACUUUCCUAAGAUUGCGACAGGCUGUUAUUACUUAUUUCCUGAUUUAAUCAUAAAAGAAUGGCGUCAGAUAUAAUAUCAAGUCUCCAGCUGGAUAAAAAUACGACCAACAGAGUGAUUGUUGCUAAGGAAAUCAAUGGGUGUGACAGUUCAUUUAUUACUAGCUGCAUUCUUGGUCACUGCAUUAAAAGUAAACAGGCCGUCCUGUUCAUAGCUACUCAUAAUUCUCUUCUCCAUUAUCAAAAUGUAGGACUAAAAAUGAAUUAUAACUUACAAAGGCACAUAGAUACUGGCCUUGUACAUUUUUUUAAAUUAGAUGAAGAACUUGUUAACCUUUUGAUGGCCAAUGAAGAAAAAUCACUAGAAAAUAUAUUUUCUUCUAUAAAUCAAAUUGUACAAACUUUGAGGCUGAAUAACAAUGUAGUCCAUAUUAUUUUGGACGGUGUUUCUCAUUUGUUUGACAUGCAGUACAGUCUUAGAGAUGUCAACAAGUUUUGCAAUCAAUUAAUACAGUUAAAUAGAGGUAGCAUAGCUUCAUUUGUUUUAUUUCACUGUAAUGUAGCACAUGAAGAUGACUUGACUCAUGUAAUGGCGAACCUCCUUUGCCACACAGCCCAUACAAUUCUGGAAGUCAGAAACCUUUUGUCAGGCUUGAGUGCUGACGUGUCUGGACACUUAACCAUUAAGUAUCCAGGUCACAAGUUUGAAGAUGAACACAUGAACACAAUUGACAUGAAGCCUUCUCGGUAUUUAUUCAAACUAUUUGACAGAGGUGUUAAACUGUUUGCUCCGGGCACCAUAUAACAAGUUAGUUAACCUCAAGUCAAUAGCCAAGGGAAAACAUGACUGAAGGUAAUUGCUAUUAUUAUGUUAAUUAGCAGUAGAUUGCAGGUUAAUUUAAGCUCAGACCAUUCCAAGAUAGAUGUGUGGAAAUUAUUAAUGUCAUGUUUAUAAAUAAAUUUUGUAUAAUGUUGA
Messenger RNA from Cydia splendana, 1074 nucleotides. RefSeq lists its product as uncharacterized. The record is from RefSeq and is a predicted model, not a curated record. Gene Ontology annotation, biological process: tRNA wobble uridine modification. Lineage: Eukaryota; Metazoa; Arthropoda; Insecta; Lepidoptera; Tortricidae. The transcript has 2 exons. The coding region runs from base 160 to 903 and encodes 247 amino acids. Gene Ontology annotation, cellular component: elongator holoenzyme complex.